UAUCCGUGCGUAUGCGCAUUGCGCAGUUGUCUUCUGCGAGAAGACAUAAUGAAGAAUUCAGAUAGAUUUCUCUUUUAGCUAAAUUGUCAAAUGGAAAACCAGGGGGAAGACAACAUCCGAAUGAAUGUAAACAUGUAAAUAGGAACAGUAAUCGUGAUAAAAAUGACUUUUAACGGUGACUCUGAUUUAGAAAAUAAAGUUCGGAAAGCAACUGAACGUAUUUCCGAAAAUAUGCAUAUAGUAGCUAAUGAACCAUCUUUAGCUUUCUACAGAUUACAAGAACAUGUUCGAAAAGCAUUAAACCCCAUGGUCGAUCGUAGGGUUGAUGUUAAUAAUCUUCACCAAGAAUUGCAAGGACAUUGUUAUGACAUAGAAUAUGCUGUUAGCGCCAUCAAGUUAAUGAGUAAAGCAGAAGAUAGUUUCAAAAAUAUUCAAGAUAAUUUAAAAAAUGCUAUUUUCUUAAAGCAGCAAUUGAAAUAUGAAGAGUCUCGGAAAAAAAGAAUUGACGGGAAUUCCGUGUACAAAAGACUUUCUGCGCACAUUACACUGGACUUGCCAGAACUCCCAGAACUGUCUGAUGUUGUAAGAGAAACUGCGAAUAGGGUGGAAAGUAUGAUGUCGAAGGCUACUCAUUCUUCUAAUUAGUUUUGAAAAAAUUACAACUGAUGUUUUGUUAAAAAUGUGUAAUUUACUUGUUUAUUAUUUAUUUAAUGUUUGAAUAAAGGAAAAUUUUUCGUCCACGUUUUAA
This is a messenger RNA of Zophobas morio, 748 nucleotides long. RefSeq names its product BLOC-1-related complex subunit 8 homolog. The transcript is spliced from 3 exons. The record is from RefSeq and is a predicted model, not a curated record. Gene Ontology annotation, cellular component: BORC complex. The coding region runs from base 163 to 645 and encodes 160 amino acids. NCBI's taxonomy places the organism in Eukaryota, Metazoa, Arthropoda, Insecta, Coleoptera, Tenebrionidae.